AAGUGCAACGACUUGUGUUUGUUGUGAGUGCACUGUCACAAGCGAGCAAAGCAGCCGUACGCCAUGGCGAGUCGGGUGACGAAGAUCAGUGUCGUGUCCAAGCUCAACCAGCUGGCAGACGUCGUUUGCAGCUGCAUUGCAGCUUCCGAGCAGCUGCAAACCACAGCGUUCAUCGUGCAGGAGGUCGCUAAGGAUCACUUGAAAGACUCCAAGGCAGACAUCCUCUUGAUCGACCCAGACAUGCUGGCCGAGUUCUUGCCGCAGGUUCCCAAGGAAUGCAAAUGGGUGCAGUCCACUUGGGCUGGCGUGGAGCUGGUCAUGAACAGGCUCAACCAAGACCAGCGUGUCCCCAGCUGGACGUUCACAAGGUACGCCGGGCCGUUCGGGCCCCUCAUGACGCAGUAUGUGCUCACGCAAGUACUGGCGCGGGAGCGUUUUGUCGUGCGCUACCACGAAGACCAGGCGGCAAAGCGGUGGCGGCCCGGUGGACUGCCGGCCCACAGAUACCGCUCGCUUGCCGACCUCACCCUCUGCAUCCUCGGCGUUGGCGAAAUUGGCCGCGUGGUUGCGAGCACGCUGCUUGGACUUGGGUCGAGCGUGCGUGGCGUUGUGCGAUCGAUUCCGCAUGACGGCGUCAAAGGGCUGUGCUAUUUCACCACGGACGACAUGGCUGAGGCAAUGCACCACAGCGAUUACAUCAUCAACCUCAUGCCAUCCACUCCGCUGACACGUGGCAUCAUCAACCGAGACCUGCUCACCCGCGCACACUGCGCCGAGGCGACGUUCAUCAACGCAGGGCGGGGCGACAUUGUCGAGAAUGACAGCGACUGGUGCGACUUCCUCGACCAAGGACUGCUCAAGCACGCGAUAUUGGAUGUGUUCCGAACGGAGCCAUUGCCUGAGGCGUCGCCCCUGUGGACACACCCAUCCGUCACCAUUACCCCGCACGUCGCUGCUACGUCGUUCCCUGAGGAUGUGGCUGGAGCAUUUGUCCGCAACCUGGAGCGAUAUGCCACCGACCCAAGCACAGUCACGCCACAGGUGUCUUUUCCGGACAUGUACUAGCCCAGCGGUGCGCUGCCCAAAUAAACGAACCAAUGCAC
Molecule: messenger RNA, 1103 nt
Organism: Salpingoeca rosetta
Lineage: Eukaryota; Choanoflagellata; Craspedida; Salpingoecidae
Exons: 8
Coding region: 64-1065 (333 amino acids)
Molecular function (GO): NAD binding
Source: RefSeq, a predicted model, not a curated record